Fusarium subglutinans is the source of this 567-nucleotide messenger RNA. Its product is annotated as transporter MCH4. Bases 1 to 567 code for a protein of 188 amino acids. The record is from RefSeq and is a predicted model, not a curated record. Lineage: Eukaryota; Fungi; Ascomycota; Sordariomycetes; Hypocreales; Nectriaceae. Gene Ontology annotation, cellular component: fungal-type vacuole membrane. The transcript has 3 exons.
AUGUCGUGGGACUUAUCCAUCUCCUCAAUCGUCAUCCUCAACGCUGUUAGCGUCUUUGGUCGUAUCCUCCCAGGCUUUCUCCCCGACAAAGUUUGGACGUUUCAACAUGAUGGUGAUAUGCACAACCAUGUCAGCUAUUCUGACUCUACAGUUUGGCUUCCCGGCAAGUCGAGUGCAGCAUUGCUCUGCUACUCGGCGUUUUUUGACUUCUUUUCCGGUUGCUACAUCUCGUUAACUCCAGCUCUUGUGGCUGAGGUGUCGCCGCCUUCAGAUAUUGGACAUCGCACCGGCAUACUCUAUUUCUGUAUCUCUGUUGGUGUUCUUGCUAGCAGUCCUAUUGCAAGUGCCAUCGUUGAGGCUAGUGAAGAGUGGCUUAAGCAAGUUGAACGUCUUGAAUACAAACUGAAUACCCUCCUUCACAUGCUCAUUCGUCCCAAGCGCUCUUCACUUGCUCAAGGAUUCCAUCUCGACACUUCCCAGGCUCUUAGCGCACACAUUUCGCCAAUGGCGGAUCCCAAGAUACAGAAAGAUCAGAAGGGUGAUAUACUCAGCAAGAAGGCACAUUAG